Molecule: messenger RNA, 1340 nt
Organism: Cokeromyces recurvatus
Lineage: Eukaryota; Fungi; Mucoromycota; Mucoromycetes; Mucorales; Mucoraceae
Exons: 1
Coding region: 197-865 (222 amino acids)
Source: RefSeq, a predicted model, not a curated record
UUUUUUUUUUUUUUUUUGAUAAGCUCUGAGAAGAAAAAGCAAUAGAUUAUUAUAAAGCGCAAUCCUGAUAUACAAUCUAGAAUCAGUUGGGUGACGUUAAUAAAUUUUGAUACAGUCCAACGUUUUUGGUGUACUUUUCUCUUGCAACAAAUAACUGUUUCUUCCUGUUUUAAUUUUGAAAUCACUUUUCACCCACAUGAGGAAAACAAACACCCCCAGGGCGGGGUUUCUAAAUGGAAAAUCCUAUUCUGAUAUCGUUAAACGACUACCGACUAAACAACAUUCAAUCAUGGAUCAAGUUGAUAGGCUCCUGGUGUCGAGCAUUGGCAUGUCGCUUGGUUCAUAUAUUAGAGACCUUGCGCGCAAAACUAUAGUUCAUGAUAGUCAAUCACAUUAUUUUAUGACCUGUGGUAUGAACGGCAUAGUCGAUAUAUCGGAUAAAUCAGAAGACUCGCAACUUUCUACUAUCAAAGACAGUACUGACGAGAUAAACAAACUUUUGCCAAAGUAUCAUAUGCCAAUCAGUACCCCAUCCGAACAUGAUGUCUUUGAAACGAUAAUAAGAGGCCAAGUAAUCCGUCAAAACGAUAGCUCUAAAUAUUUCAAAAAAUGCUUGGAUAAAAUGAAGAUCGUCAAGACCAAGGAUAAACUGGAAAUAAUCAAAGACUUAUACCAAUUUGUUUUCAAAUUACACAGAUUUCAUAAGUAUUUUUUCAACCCAAAUUACAAACAGUUAUCAGAGGAAGACUACAUGAUUAAAAUUUGGUCCCCUUUGAUCGAAACUGUGUUUAGAUCCCUUGAUGAUAAUCCACCUAUCAUUCCUCAUUGGGGAGAUACCACUUCUGAACAGGUUAAAGAAAGAUGAAGGGAAGAUCAUUAGAAUGGAUUUGAGAUUGAUAGCUUGUGAAACGCCUAUCGAACAAAACAAGAUAAUUGAUACUGCUGUUGCCGAAUUUGCCCCAACAGUAUUCAAGUCAAAAUAUUAUAAAGACAAAUUGAAGACAGUAUUAGCGAGCAAAGCACAAUUAAAUGGCCUGCUGAGGAAUAAUGGGGAUUUGGACGAGCAAACAGUGAAAGACAUUUCAAUUCCCUUCAUGACUGUAAUGGGAUUAGAAUGCGAAAGCGCCAAAAAUAUUCCCAAGGAAAGCAAAUUAAAACCUUGUAGCCGUGACGAACUGAAAGCUCAUGCAGUUCAUCUCGUCGACAUUUAUCCAAGAAAUAGAGCGAGGGCUGUCGCUUUGGAACUUAAUCUACAGCCAAGAAAUGUUCAAAGAUGGUACAAAGCUUGGAAACAAAAUCCAGCUUCUUUAUUUAAGAAGGUUGGGAGACCACGUAUUAUA